GCCACGGUUUACAAAUUGUGGCGCAAACGGGCUGCCGUAGUUUCACCAGUGCGCCUCAGGAAUGCAGUAUCACAUGUAUGAGCGUGUUGCGUUUCAUCCAUAUCCGACGGUUGGGUGAAGUUGUUCUCGAGGACGACUCAAAGCCAAAGGGAAUCUAUAAAAAAAACUGCCAUCUCUACAAGCGCUUCUUGCUAAACAUGGCAGGCGGUUGCAGUCUGAUCCGUUGCAAAUCUAUCCGUCGCCUUCAAGUCAUUUCAAGAUCGUUAGCGUUGAAUGUUUCACCCCUAACUCUGACCGUAGAACCGUCCGAUGCCUUGAUAGAUGAACCUGUGGCGAUCAGAGUAUCAGGCCUUCAGCGUCAUCAGAAGAUGACUCUUUCUGCUCUUCUGAGUGGGGGCAAAAAGGAGUUUGUGUCCUGCGCACACUAUACAGCUGAUGAAACUGGUCAUGUGGAUACAACAGUCCAUUCAAGUCAAGGCGGGUCCUAUAUGGGUGUUGAACCUAUGGGACUUUUCUGGUCCAUGGUGCCAUCAAUGAAACACAGAAGGACAACGCGCCUACUGAAUAUAGACGUCACAGUUCCAUACGAUGUCACCAUAUCGGUCCAAUCAAGUCAUUUGGACCUUGAAUCCAUCCAAUCAGCAAGUAACACGUCAGGAGUAAUAGCUGCAACACACGUGAGACGGAGGUACAUAAGCAAAGGAGUGCAAAGAUUCCCCAUCAAAAUUGGGCGAAUACGAGGAACUCUGUUUGUUCCUUCAGGCGAUGGGCCAUUCCCGCGGUCCUUGACAUGUUUGGAGGUACAGGUGGUCUGUUUGAGUUUCGGGCGGCCCUUCUCGCCUCCAGGGAUUUCUUACAUUUGCACUGGCCUACUUGGGAUACGACGGCCUUCCCAACGACUUUGACGAACUUGAAUAUGGUUAUUUCCAGGAAGCUGCAGAAUGGCUGAGUCAGCACGGACAAGCAGCCCCUGGCGGCAUCGGUGUUGUUGGCACUUCUCUCGGAGGUGGCAUCGCCAACAUGCUGGCAUCAUUCUGUCCAAAGGUAAAGGCGACAGUAUCGGUAAACGGAUCUCUGUUCGCUCCAAUCAAAGACCAAGGUUUAAAAAGACAAUUUAUACCAGGAUACCCACCAAAAAUUAAAGUUAUUGACGAUGUGUAUUUUUCAUCCACCAUCGACUUCAACGGCGACGAUGUUCCAGUACUCCCGGUAUGGCGUCACGGUGUGAAAAUUCUGUCCAUCAUCGCCGAAGACGACGUUGCCCUGCCGUCAUCGGUAUACAAAGAGAUGGAGAUGAAGAUCCCCGUGGACAAGAGGCAUACGAUCCAGAGCGUGUUCUAUCCUGGAGCGGGCCAUCUGAUUGAACCACCUUAUACACCUUUAUGUCGGGCUUGCUACCUGGACGAACAGUUUGAGAUACUGAUGCUGUGGGGAGGAGAGACUGAGGGACACGCUGUUGCCCAGGAGGAUUCGUGGAGGAGAAUCCUGGAACACUUAAACAAGUACCUGCCUAAGACGAGUACAUAACAAGUGCUGUUAAUCGAUGUUUAUCUUGUCUAUGACA
Haliotis rubra (blacklip abalone) is the source of this 1564-nucleotide messenger RNA. RefSeq names its product peroxisomal succinyl-coenzyme A thioesterase-like. The record is from RefSeq and is a predicted model, not a curated record. Gene Ontology annotation, biological process: acyl-CoA metabolic process; fatty acid metabolic process. Bases 1021 to 1527 code for a protein of 168 amino acids. Gene Ontology annotation, molecular function: fatty acyl-CoA hydrolase activity. Lineage: Eukaryota; Metazoa; Mollusca; Gastropoda; Lepetellida; Haliotidae. The transcript is spliced from 9 exons.